This is a messenger RNA of Drosophila ananassae, 847 nucleotides long. RefSeq names its product DNA-binding protein SMUBP-2. Lineage: Eukaryota; Metazoa; Arthropoda; Insecta; Diptera; Drosophilidae. The record is from RefSeq and is a predicted model, not a curated record. Gene Ontology annotation, molecular function: zinc ion binding. The transcript has 2 exons. The coding region runs from base 154 to 639 and encodes 161 amino acids.
UAUUUUAACUAAUAUUUAACUAUUCGCGAGCGUAUUAGGAAACUAUUACCUUUUUAAAGUGGUGACAAAAAUGUCACCUCUAACUUAUCGAUAAACAAAAACAAUAAUCCAAAAAGCUAAAAGUUAGCAAUCUCUUCAAGGCGAAAUUCUUCAAUGGCAGAAGAUCCAGAUAAACCCUCCACCUCUAAGAAGUCCGACGAUUCUCCUCUCUUUCCGCCCGCCAAGCCAGGAAAACGGGUGGAUUAUGGGACAAACGACACACUGGAGCUGCUUGAAAGGAUUCCUAGCCAAGUGGUGGAUCUCAAGCUGGACGAUGUGUUGACGGCGGUCAAAGAAGUGGACAACCUCUGUGACUAUCCGCGCUGCAAGACCAAGACGAGCCUUAUGGGCCAGGAUUGUCACCACUGCAAGAAGAGGUUCUGCUUCAAGCACGGAUUGCCGGAGGUGCAUGGCUGUGGGGAGGACAUCAAGAGGGAGGAGCGCAAAAACUUUCUGCAUCCAAAGCCGAUAAAAACGAUACGCCAGGAGGAGGAUGUCAAGAAUGCGAAGAAACGUCUUGAUGCAAAGCUGAAAGACAUGCAGGUGGGGCGCAUGCAGAAGGCUAACGGCGGAGGAUCCAAGAAAAAGAAAGGAAAAUAAGACACCUUGGAAAAUAAUAUAUUAGGAAAGGAAAAUUGUUUAUUUUAAUCAAAUAUAAAUUUACAGUUACAUACUCAAACACAAUAUCAGCUGUAGUAAACAAAAGUCAGCUGUUUUCUGUUGCAUAUUUACAAACGCAACACUUGGAAAUUAAAAUGUUUUUACUACGCUCUAGGCAGUUAAUAAAGCCGGAAAUUAUUAAAUUUAA